GUGAGGUCGGGUUGAGGGGUGGGGGGUAGCGGCGGUAGUGAGGGGAAGCGUGGGAUCCCGGCUUUGACUCAAGCACGACCGGCUCAGUACUGAGUGCAGGACAGACCGUGCACAUCGCACCUCCAUUCCUCCCCUCUCAUCAUCCGAAAAGGGCUCACGGUUAAAGUUUCUUUCUCUUUUAGUUUUGUUAACUGUAAAAAAGCAACGAAGCACCAAUGGAUUCUUCCUGCCGACAAGAAAUGUCGCAGAGUGGCCAGAAAAACUUGCCCAUUCAUUUCUCGGGGAACGGCAAAGCCAUCGGCGUCCUGACCAGCGGCGGAGAUGCGCAAGGUAUGAAUGCUGCUGUCCGUGCUGUGGUGCGUAUGGGAAUUUACGUUGGAUCCAAAGUGUACUUCAUUCAUGAGGGUUACCAAGGAAUGGUUGAUGGCGGGGAUAAUAUUGUAGAAGCAAAGUGGGAGAAUGUCUCCAGUAUCUUGCAAGUGGGUGGGACUGUAAUUGGGAGCGCCCGCUGCAAGCAAUUCCGUACCCAUGAGGGUCGUCUCCUGGCUGCCCACAAUCUGAUAAAGAAUGGAAUAACAAACCUUUGCGUGAUUGGGGGAGACGGUAGUCUGACUGGUGCCAAUCUCUUCCGUGAAGAGUGGAAAGGACUACUGAAGGAGCUCACUGAAAGUGGUAAAAUUGACAAGAAAGCAGCUCAUAAGUACAGCCACUUAAAUAUUGUGGGAAUUGUGGGCUCCAUCGACAAUGAUUUCUGUGGGACAGAUAUGACCAUUGGUACAGAUUCAGCAUUGCAUCGCAUCAUUGAAGUGGUGGAUGCCAUCAUGACCACGGCUCAGAGCCACCAGAGGACCUUUGUGUUGGAAGUGAUGGGUCGCCAUUGUGGGUACCUUGCUCUAGUGAGUGCCUUGGCCUGUGGUGCAGACUGGGUGUUCAUACCAGAAAGUCCUCCAGGUGAAGGAUGGGAGGAUCAGAUGUGUCAGAAACUGUCAGAGAACCGUGCGGGAAAGAAAAGGCUGAAUAUCAUAAUUGUAUCAGAAGGGGCAAUAGAUUGUAACAAUAAACCUAUAACUUCUGACAUGAUUAAGGACCUUGUAGUCAAACGAUUGGGUUAUGACACACGUGUGACCAUUUUGGGUCACGUUCAGCGAGGAGGUACACCUUCUGCGUUUGAUCGAAUCUUGGCCAGCAGAAUGGGGAUAGAGGCUGUGCUUGCCUUGCUAGAAGCUUCACCAGAAACUCCAGCCUGUGUUGUGUCACUGUCUGGGAACCAGGCCAUCAGAGUUCCUUUAAUGGAGUGUGUACAGAUGACAAUGGACGUUCAGAAGGCCAUGGAUGAAGGGCGGUUUGAUGAAGCGGUGAAGUUGCGUGGCAGGAGUUUUGAGAAUAAUUUAAAUACUUACAAGACUUUGGCACAUAGGAAAAUCCCAACCCAGCAACCUGCAAACCAAUUCAAUGUUGCCAUCCUUAAUGUGGGAGCUCCAGCUGCAGGCAUGAAUGCGGCUGUCCGCUCUGCAGUGAGAACAGGCAUCUCCGAAGGGCACAGAAUGCUAGCGGUCACUGAUGGGUUUGACGGCUUUAUAAAGGGGAAUAUCAAAGAAAUUAAAUGGGGUGAUGUUGGUGGAUGGACUGGCCAAGGUGGUUCCCUUUUGGGUACCAAACGCACCCUUCCUGUUAACAACUUGAAAGCUCUUGCUGAUCAGAUCCGUUUGCAUAACAUCAGUGCUCUGCUGUUGAUUGGUGGCUUUGAGGCAUACCUGGGCCUUUUGGAAAUGUUAGCAGGACGAGCCAAGUACGACGAGUUCUGUAUUCCGAUGGUAAUGGUACCUGCCACUGUCUCCAACAAUGUGCCCGGUUCAGACUUCAGCAUUGGUGCAGACACUGCCCUGAACGCUAUAACUGAUGCGUAUGAAGCGUUGCUGGAAUUGUGUUGUUAUCGUAAUUCUGUUGAGGAGUUUUGCAUCCCUAUGUGUAUUGUGCCUGCUACCAUAAGUAAUAAUAUGCCAGGUACUGAUAAUACUGUUGGAGCUGACACUGCUAUCAAUAUGAUUGUGGAGACCUGUGAUCGUAUCAAGCAAUCAGCGAGUGGAACAAAGCGCCGUGUUUUCAUUAUCGAGACGAUGGGCGGAUACUGCGGCUACUUGGCGAGCAUGAGUGGCCUGUCCGCGGGGGCUGAUGUGUCAUACAUCUUCGAGGAGAAGUUCGACAUCCAUGAGUUGCAGUGCAAUGUAGAACAUUUGACAGAAAAGAUGAAAACAAGUGUUCAGCGUGGUCUGGUUCUCAGAAACGAGUGCUGCAGUCAGAAUUACACAACAGACUUCAUCUAUCAGUUGUACAGCGAAGAAGGCAAGGGUGUGUUUGACUGCCGGAAAAAUGUCCUGGGCCACAUGCAGCAGGGUGGGUCGCCAUCUCCAUUUGAUAGAAACUUUGGAACAAAGAUUGCUGCCAAAGCCAUUCAGUGGAUCUCAUGCAAGCUAAAAGAAUAUUACAGACAAGGAAGAAUAUUUGCAAAUUGUCACGAAUCUGCUUGUUUACUGGGCAUGCGUAGACGCACCCUGGUGUUCCAGCCUGUAUCACAACUGAAAGAAAUGUCUGAUUUCCAGCAUCGGAUUCCAAAGGAGCAAUGGUGGCUGGCCCUCCGCCCACUGAUGAAGAUUUUAGCCAAAUACAAGAUUAGCUACGAUCUGUCCAAUGCUGUCGAAAUGGAGCACGUUGACCGACGUACACAUGAAAAUCGCAAUGCCCUUGCAAUUUAAAAGCAGCCUCAGGUUGUGUGAUGGAACAGCAUUUACAGUAUAUUGCCUAGCAAAGGAUAAAAAGCAGCUUCUAAUUUGCGCUGUAAUGGUUUGGUAUGUUGUACUGUUACUUUUUAUAGAAAUAAAAGUAGGCAUCCUGUACCCUUUUCGACACAUUCGCUCAGGCUUUGCCCAGUCACUGAAAGCAGUGAAUCAAUUGGUUCAGCAACAUUGCUAAUACACCAAAAACAAAAUACUGUAGUACAAUAUAUUGCUUCUUGAUGCACUAAGUAUUUAUUGUGUGGAUCACCUUAAAGAGAAUAGUUUUAAUGUGAACUAUCUAAAAGAUAUAUUUAUGUGACAAUGUAAUUGUGCUGUAGUGAAGUGAAUGUUUAUUUUUUUUUCCUCCCCCAGCUUCAAAUAAAAUCCUAUGGCUGGUCCUGUA
Messenger RNA from Hypanus sabinus (Atlantic stingray), 3177 nucleotides. It is a transcript of the gene pfkpa, whose product is annotated as phosphofructokinase, platelet a. The transcript has 23 exons. Gene Ontology annotation, biological process: canonical glycolysis; fructose 1,6-bisphosphate metabolic process; fructose 6-phosphate metabolic process. The record is from RefSeq and is a predicted model, not a curated record. NCBI's taxonomy places the organism in Eukaryota, Metazoa, Chordata, Chondrichthyes, Myliobatiformes, Dasyatidae. Gene Ontology annotation, molecular function: 6-phosphofructokinase activity; AMP binding; ATP binding. The coding region runs from base 216 to 2753 and encodes 845 amino acids. Gene Ontology annotation, cellular component: cytoplasm; 6-phosphofructokinase complex; membrane.